AUGAAAGUCGCUGUUGUGGCCCUUAUUUGCUUCUUCUUCUUGAUCGAUCCACUCGUUUCAGCCACCGAAGAAAAGGAAAAUGCACCAAUGAGUGUCCAAAAUGAUGUGGUCGACUUGUUCCGUCGUGCUGAUCGUCCAGCCUCUUGCUGCCCCGACUCUUGCAUUGGAAAUUGGAACAGAUUGCAAAUUGGCGGCCUCUUCAUGCAGAUAUGGUUUUUUGGGUGUGUAAAGAUAGCGGUUUUGGAUGGAGGAGUUGAUAGAAUGGGUAAUUUCUAUGACGAAGAGCGUCAUAUCGGUUUGAUGAUGCGCGGAUGCGCACUUCUUCCAAUGGGAGGGAGU
Messenger RNA from Mesorhabditis belari, 339 nucleotides. NCBI's taxonomy places the organism in Eukaryota, Metazoa, Nematoda, Chromadorea, Rhabditida, Rhabditidae. The record is from the annotation of a GenBank genome assembly.